Molecule: messenger RNA, 2734 nt
Organism: Protobothrops mucrosquamatus (brown spotted pit viper)
Lineage: Eukaryota; Metazoa; Chordata; Lepidosauria; Squamata; Viperidae
Gene: ZCCHC7
Product: zinc finger CCHC-type containing 7
Molecular function (GO): nucleic acid binding; zinc ion binding
Source: RefSeq, a predicted model, not a curated record
CAGUUCGACGUGAGAGGCGGGAGGAGGGGUCUUUGGUGGCGACUGUUCCGGUCUCGAGGGGUUUCCUGGUUGCAGCAGGCAGCGCUAAUAAAAUAUUUACCACAAUGUUCAGUGGAUAUGGCGAUGCAGAAGCAUUUGAAGAUGACCCUUAUUCGGAAGGGUCUUCCAGUGAAACAAGCAUUGAUAGUGAAGUAGAAUUUCAUCUUUACAGUCAAAUCCAUUAUGCACAAGACCUUGGGGAUGUCAGUGAAAAUAACAAUAAGGAUGUCAAAAGACAAGAAGAAUUUAAGUCCUUGAAGAAAGAGAAAUCAGAGAAUGAACAAGAUCAGAGAAAUAACUUAAUUGUCAUUUCAGAUAGUGAUGUUAACAUUUCAGAUAGCUCCGAUGUCAUAAUAUUGUCUGAUACUCCUGAUGAAGAUAGCAUUUAUGAGAGUAAACUCCAGAAGCUAACAGUAUCAGCGUCUCCAAUUUUACGUAAAUUAAAUAAGACUACAUAUUCUUGUGCCAAAAAAUCUAUUAAACACCCUUCCCAGCCUAUCCUGAAAACUGAGGAUCAGAUUGCAGUAAAUUCAAGUAAAGCAAGAAGAGCUGAUGAAAAGGCAACCUUAAAUAACCAGGGUGAUGUUCACAUGAUUCAUAGAGUUUUAGUAACUGAGGACAGCUCCAGCAGUGAUGAUGCAAUUGAUGUGUCAAGUAUAUCCUCUGAAAGUGAUAAUGUGGAGAGCUGGAUGCUGCUGGGAAGUGCCGCAGAUGACAAAGAUGAUGAUAUUCUGUUAAAUCUUGAAGGCUGUAGAACUUCAGCCAGUAGAGGAGAAGAUAGAACAGGAUGGACCAUAGGUGAUAAAGACUUACAGGCACAGAUUGGUAAUUACGUUUCAAUGCGACAUAACAACAGAUACUACACAGUGGACAAAAACGUCAUUUGCAGAAAUUGUGAUAAACGAGGUCAUUUAUCAAAAAAUUGUCCUACCCCAAAGGCUUGCCCAGAAAUAUGGAGGCAGUAUCACCUAACAACUAGAGCAGGACCACUCAAGAAGGCUGACUCUUAUUCUGUGCAACCUGCUUCAGCAUACUGUUACAACUGUGGAGAGAAAGGCCACUAUGGAUUUGAAUGCUCAGGGAAGCGAAUGUUUGGAGGAAUAUUUCUUUCUUACCCCUUUAUCUGUUACUAUGACAAUAAAUAUGAUAUCAAGAAGAGCCUCCAGAGAGCAAAGAAAAAAGUGCAAGAACUUCAGAAUGCUGGCCUUCUACCCAAGACUCUAAAAAGACCACAUACAGAUUAUGAUCAAGAAGAACACAAACAUAAGAAAAAGAGGGAAGUUUGGAAGGAGCAUGGCAAGAGGGGAGAUCACAACAAUCUAAGGAAAAAAUCUCAUGCAGAUCUAAUCAAAGAAAGGAAGCGUAAGAAGGAAGCUCAAAACAAUUAUGCGAUAGAAGAGUGCUUUCCUAGAGGUGGCCACAUGAAUGCACAUAAGAGGUGCAAAAGGAAAACUCCUCAUCAUCAAAGUGUUGGCUUUCUGGCAGAUGGCAAAACUGAAAAUCAACAAAUUUCUAUGGGUUCAACAAAAAGGCAGAAGAGAAAGAAAAAGCAGAGGAGCCACACAAACAAUAGUUGCGCCAGGGAUGAAAGUUUAUUUCUUAUCAAACAGAAGAAAAAGAAAACCACACCGAAAGCCAGCUUGAUCUGAGAUGGAGCUUUAUUCCUUCCACAAAAUGCAGACUGGGCUAUCACAGCACAGAGAGUGUAUCAGUAACCAUUCCAUAAGGAGAGCAUCUUGGUUUGUAAUGACAAGUUAUUUAUGCAUUAGAGAUACAUUAUUUGUUAAAUGUUUUCACAAUUCCUGGAAUAUUGGAUGAAAUAUAGAGGUAGGAGGUGGGGAGUGGUAAGAUGAAAGCAUUUUUUUUAAAAAAAUAAUACAUAUCCUCAGUUGCAUACACUCUUUUUGUAAAUCUAUGUCUCAAAAUAUUUCUGCUUAAUGCAUAUAGUUUAUUUGCAUGCAAACUUUAAAGGAAACGUAGACAAAUUGACAGGUGACCUAGGUAUGGAUACAAAAAUAAAUGGAGGUAGCGAUUUCACCUGUUUAAUAGAAGGGACAAAAAAAAGGAAGAGCAAGUGAUUUGGAUUUACAGGCCUUAUGAAGGCCUAGCGGUAUCAUGUUUCCUCUGUUGAUUUGUUUUGAAAAAUGUACGGAAUAAAUUUAAGCAACAGAGAAGGAUGUUAUACGAGAAAUAUUAUUUGCUUCCUAAUUUAUUUUCCCGACAGAGUGUUUCAGGAGGUGGCCAUCUUAUGCCACAUUCUUAGAUAUGAUUAUCCUCAAAUUUGUCAUAGAUGUAGCACUAUAAUUUGACUUGACAGUCCAGGUAAGUCUUUGUUCAAGUGAGAAAGCGUAAAAUGCAUUGAAGUCUAAUUUUUAAAGUAUAUAAUCCCGGAUGGCUUUUUUAUGUUUCUGAGAAAUAAAUUAUUUUAUAACUCAUUUUAUUAAAGUUAGGUAUUUUUGUACUUUGAAUUGCAAUUCGAAAUUUAUGUCUGAAAAACAUUGCUAUGUCUAAGGGGAAAGUAACCAUUUGGAUGCCCGAUUUUUGUUUUUUCUUCUUCUUUCUUUAAUACUGUCAAUUCAUGUGACCUCCAGUGAGACUUCGGCUUCCCAAACAUGCUGCUUUUUUCACUUGUUAAUUUCUAUGUCCAAACGAUGUAUUUUACAUAGGGGGUUGAUUAUUAAACAUUAAAAUGUUA